GAUGACGGCGGCCAAAGCUCUCGCCGGUGCCCAAAUGUGCUUCCUCGUCCUACUCCUGAUGAGCGGCGUCGCCUCGGUGUCGGCUCAGUUUAACGGAUACAACUGUGAUGCUAACCAGCACAGCAGGUUUCCUGGCGAGCGGGACGUCAGCGUGUAUUGCGGCGUGCAGACCAUCACGGUGAAGAUCAACUUCUGCCCGGUGCUGUUCUCCGGAUACACUGACACGGACCUGGCGCUCAACGGUCACCAUGGCGACGCCCAAUGCCGCGGCUUCAUCAACAACAACACCUUCCCCACCGUUGUGCUGUUCAGCAUCGGCCUCAGCACUCUGGAAGCUUGCGGCAAUAGCCUGGAGGUCAGCACAGCCUUGGGACCCAACGCCUAUGGGAACAUGUCGCUGGUACAAAUCGGGAACGUCUCCGGCUUCGUUGACACCCCCGACCCUCCGACUAUCAUCAGCUACCUCCCUGGUUUGUUGUACAAAUUCAGCUGCAGCUACCCGUUGGAGUACCUGGUCAAUAAUUCACAACUGGCUUCUUCGUCAGCCGCCAUAUCCGUCAAGGACAGCAACGGCACGUUUGUGAGCACACUGAGUCUCAUGCUGUACAACGACUCCACAUACAACCAAAUGCUCUCCAUCCCGAUGGCCGGCCUGGCUUUGAAGACCAGAGUGUUUGCUGCAGUCAAGGCCACCAAUCUGGACAAACGUUGGAACAUCUUGAUGGACUACUGUUACACAACCCCCUCAGGGAAUCCUAAUGAUGAACUUCGCUACGACCUUUUCCUGGGCUGCUACAAAGACCCUCAGACCACCGUUUUUGAGAACGGCAAGAGUCAGAUGGGACGUUUCUCCUUUGAGGUUUUCCGCUUUGUCAAGCACCGGCACCAGAAGAUGUCCACCGUUUUCCUGCAUUGCGUCACCAAGCUGUGCAAAAGCGACGAUUGCAUCAUGCUCAUGCCGAUCUGCGGGCGGCGGCGGCGAAGGCGGGACGAAGGGACCGGCCUCGGAUCGCCUCCGGCCGCCAGUGGCAAUGCCGUCAUUAGCGCUGGGCCAAUCAUCACCAGGAGUGAUGAUACCGCUGUCAACAACACUCAGCUUGCGCCAGGCGGCCCCUCCCAUCUGGUGAAUCCGGUAACCACGGCGCUCAUCUCGGGCGUGGUCAUACUGGGCGGGACGAGCGUCGGCUUCGUACUGCUGUCGCUUCGCCUCCUGCAGAAGUCCCACGUGCUAGCAUCCUCCUCCUCCUCCUCGGCAGCCUCAGGAGUUUGGAACCCCGCCUUUAAAUGAACACAAUUAAAUUAUAAACACACAAUAGUUAAUUCAUUUGCACGCACGUCACUAAAUGUGUGUUUCAGGUGUUGUUAGAUUUUAAGUACACGACAAAAAAGUUAGAUAGUUUGAAUUCUUAUAAGGCAGAAAUCUUAAGAUUGUUACUAAGAUACUGACCAAAAGUAUAGAAGCAUGAUUUAAAAUUAGUUUUUUUUUGGUUAAAAUCAAUAAUAUUUUUUUUUA
Molecule: messenger RNA, 1513 nt
Organism: Syngnathus typhle (broad-nosed pipefish)
Lineage: Eukaryota; Metazoa; Chordata; Actinopteri; Syngnathiformes; Syngnathidae
Gene: zpld1b
Product: zona pellucida-like domain containing 1b
Exons: 10
Coding region: 2-1288 (428 amino acids)
Cellular component (GO): cell surface
Source: RefSeq, a predicted model, not a curated record